AUGGGAUAUCCUCGCUCUCAUACGCUCAUGCACAUCCGAGCGGCAGACCCGUCCGGUACACCGCCACUUACCACUCACAAUGAUACGCGUUCGAUCAUAGGGCCUAUCUUCAUCGGGCACAGUGUCAACUGGCUCCUCCUCGGCAUGUUGUUCUUUCAGCUCUAUCUGUACGAGAAAGGAAGGACGCGGACAGUGAACAAGUUUUGGUUGAGAUGCCUAGUGUACUCCAUCUUCGUCAUCGAUGUCGCGCAGACGGCUAUCUCCAGUCAAGCUCUAUGGCACUUUGCUAUCGAUAUAUGGGGAGACCCGGUUGCUCUUGUCACUGUUGUACCAUGGAGUGAGCCUUUGAUACCUGCUCUGAGCGGCCUGGUUGCUCUACUGGUCCAGCUGUUCUAUGCUUGGCGAAUUUGGGUCCUGCAGCGCUCGUUGUUCUCUCGGGUGAUGGCGAUCAUCAUCAUCUUGCUCUCGUUCAUGCAAUUCGGCGCAUCUCUGCACACGCCCGUCAUAAUCCUCAAAGCGCACCUGUCAUUCGCGGCUUUCGCCGACAUCCAAACCAGUGUCGAUAUCUGGUUGGCGACGUCCUUCACUGUAGACGUCUUAAUUGCUGGGAGCAUGAUUUGGCUGCUCUACCAGGCCCGGACACGGACUCUCUGGAUACAAUCGCAAUCGCUCUACGACAGGCUCAUCAUCAGCUCCGUGCAGACCGGGCUACUCACAGCUGUCACCGCCGGUGUCGACCUCGCUCUGUGGAAGAUCUAUCCGCAGGACAACUACUUCGUGGCUCCACCUCUCAUUUUGGGGAAAUUAUAUUCGAACAGCCUGUUUUCAACUCUCAACGGACGAGCGUUCUUCCAGGACAGUCCCUCGCUGCCUCGUAGUGAUCCACAUCACUUAGGUUCUGGCCGUUCGCCAUGGGCCGGUCGCUACCAAGCGAGCUCUGAUACUGGUGCUGGUCUGGAAGUCCGAGUCUUGCGCGAGCGCGAGCAGCAUCAGGAUGACCCGUCUAAAGGCGCGAAACCUCUUGGAAGGCAUUCUGAUCCUUUGGGUCGGGUCGGGCACGCUGUCGAGUGGAAGUCUGCUGUCGCCGUUGGAGACCCUCAUGACGACGAACGUGUCGUGGAGCUAUCCGAUCUGUCCAAGAAUCGUGCCGAUGACGAUAGCGUGCACAAAGCUUGA
This is a messenger RNA of Peniophora sp. CBMAI 1063, 1176 nucleotides long. Lineage: Eukaryota; Fungi; Basidiomycota; Agaricomycetes; Russulales; Peniophoraceae. The record is from the annotation of a GenBank genome assembly.